Molecule: messenger RNA, 2347 nt
Organism: Spodoptera frugiperda (fall armyworm)
Lineage: Eukaryota; Metazoa; Arthropoda; Insecta; Lepidoptera; Noctuidae
Exons: 2
Coding region: 1-2340 (779 amino acids)
Source: RefSeq, a predicted model, not a curated record
AUGAGAGAUACAAACAAUGAAGAAAUAGAACCGUUCCAAAUUUCAGGAAGAAGGGUCAUAGAAAUUGAUUAUUUUAUAAAACAGCUUCAAGAAAUCGGAAGCCACAGUUCUAUGUUUAGUUGUAAUUUAAGUACUGUUGAACUUUUGCAUGAAAAAAGGAUUGGACUUAGCUCAGUUUUUAAUAUGAAGUGCCAAAUGUGUGCCAAAAAAUUUGUGUUGAAAUCGUCCAAAGAUUCAGAAAAGAGAAUGAAUGUGAAUGAGGAAGUUGUGGCGGGAAUAAUGACUAUUGGUGGUGGAGUUACACAGCUAAAUACAGUUCUUUGUCACAUAAAUAUACCACCUAUGUCGAUACGAUUGUAUCAAAACACACACAAUACCAUAAGUCAAUGGUGGAAAGAAACUGCCAAGCAUUCUAUGAAAGAGGCUGGCAUAAUAGAAAAAAAUCAUGCUCUUUGUAUUGGAAGCGUACAUAAUACUGGAAUACCAAUGAUCUCUGUAUCGGGUGAUGCAUGCUGGUCAAAGCGAUCGUAUGGGACCAACUACAGUGCGUCUUCCGGAGUUGGUGCAAUUGUGGGGAUUUAUUCUAAGAAAGUUCUCUACUACGGAGUGAAAAAUAAGAUUUGUAGUAUCUGUUCACGGGCCAAUUCUAACAAAGUACAAGCACCGAACCAUACCUGUUUCAAAAAUUUUCAUGGUCCUUCUACUGCGAUGGAAGCAGUUAUUAUAACAGAAGGCUUCAAAAAAUCUAUCGAAAAUCAUGGACUCAUUUACAACCAGUACAUCGCAGAUGGUGAUUCGAGCACGUAUGCCAGCAUCCGGAACUCAAGGCCAUAUAAUGAUGUGACAGUAGGUAAAAUUGAAUGUAAAAAUCAUUUACUAAGGAAUUACUGCAAAGGACUUCUAUCUAUAGCUAAUAAUACUACCUACCACACAAGGGCCCGAAAAAUUAUAAAAGAAAAUUAUUUACGGAUACGCUGGGGUAUUGAUAGCAGUAUUAAAUAUUGGACCACUAAAGAUAUUGCAUUUGAAGAAAAAGUAAAAAUGAUAAAACAAGAUAUUUUAAAUGGCCCAUACCACAUAUUCGGUGAUCACUCCAAAUGUGCAUCAUACUUUUGCAAUGAUCAAAUAAAGAAACGCAAUGAAAAUAUUGUACCAGAACUGUCAGCAUACGGCGUUUUUCAAAAAGUUGAAGAGUUGGCUCAUCGUCUUUCUUUACACACGUCUUUUGCUUACAAUCAAACUAACAACACCGUAGAAAGCUUCAACGCAAGAGUUGCAAAGUUUGUCGGAGGCAAAAGGGUAAAUUUUUCCCAACGAGGUUCUUACCUUGCUCGUUGUGCCGCAGCCGUCGUAACUUACAACACAGGUACCCUGCAGUCAGCGGUACACAAAUUCAUUUUUGACACCGAAGCAAAUCCAGAAAUAGUUCGGUUGGAACAAAUGCGGCGGAAACGAAAUGAGGCAAGGAUAGAGAGAAACACGAAAAAGAAGAAAAUAAUAAGACCAACAACAUAUAAAAAAGAUGCGUAUUAUGGUGAAAGUUGUCAAAAAGUCGAUAUGGAAGAUGAGCAAUUUAAAGAAGCCAAAGAAAACUUUUUGAAGGCAUUGGAAUUGUCAGAGCUCGAAAAAAACACCCUCGAAAAAGACACAAUUCUUCAAAGUGGAAGUCCACUAUGGUUGGAAACACGAAGGAAACUUCUAACCGCGUCUUGGUUUGCUACAGUAUGCAAACGGCGGCCAACGACAGAGUGUGGUCCGCUGAUCAAACAAAUACUAUAUGGAAAAGACCUUAGCAAUGUUCCGUCCAUAAAACAUGGCCGAACAAAUGAACAAACUGCCAUCAGAGAGCUUGAAAAUGCGUUGAACACGCAUAUAGAACAGUGUGGAUUAUUUAUAGACAAAGAAUUUCCAUUUCUAGGAGCAAGCCCUGAUGGAAAAUGUGAGCUUGGCAUAAUUGAAGUGAAAUGUCCAUCAACGGCAUACGGAAUGGAGCCAGACGAUGCAAUUGCGCAAAAAAAAGUUGAUUUUUGGUUACCUAUGAAUAAUGAUAAAUUUAAAAUAAAUAAAAAACACAAAUGGUAUUACCAAAUACAAGGGCAGCUGCGUAUUACUGGGCAAGACAGGUGCGUGUUUGCCAUAUGGACGGGCCCCGGCAAAUUAAAGUUCGAGUUUGUAGAAAAGGACUCUCAAUUUUGGAAAGAGAAAAUGGAAGCCCAUCUCAUUCGAUUUUAUAAAAAUUGUCUUCUUCCGGAAUUAAUUGACCCAAGACAGGCAAGAAAUAUGAAUUUACGGGCUCAUUCCUCGCAUAUUCAAACAAAUAUCGUGAAAAUAAAGAAUUGAUGUUUAA